Molecule: messenger RNA, 435 nt
Organism: Aspergillus heteromorphus CBS 117.55
Lineage: Eukaryota; Fungi; Ascomycota; Eurotiomycetes; Eurotiales; Aspergillaceae
Product: succinate dehydrogenase assembly factor 4
Exons: 1
Coding region: 1-435 (144 amino acids)
Biological process (GO): mitochondrial respiratory chain complex II assembly
Cellular component (GO): mitochondrion
Source: RefSeq, a predicted model, not a curated record
AUGUCUCUCCGCACCCUCCACCUCCUCCGCACGAAGCCCACCUCCACCUUCCGCCUCCGCACCCGCCUCUUCUCAACAAACUACCCCCUCCUCUCCGACAACGCCCCCUUCGGAUUCCCCCGCUCCCCCGCCCCCCCGCGUCUCCCCAAAGAAGACCAAGAGAUCUUCGAGGAACUUCAACGCAAAUCCACCGGCGCAUUCAGCACCCCGCGCGUCAGUCAAUCGCCCGACUCGGAGCCCGCGGCGGCGGCGGCGGAGAUCAAUGCCACCGGCAAGGGGGAGGAGCUCCACCCGGACAUCAAAAGCGGGCCGAAGCCUGAGUUUGAAGGAGAGAAGAAUCCUAAGACGGGGGAGGUGGGCGGGCCUAAGAAUGAGCCGUUGAGGUGGGGGGCUGGGGGUGAUUGGAGUUAUGGGGGGAGGGUGACGGAUUUUUGA